AUGUCCCGCUGCAGGGAAAAGGUCGGCUCCAGAUCUGUCCAUCCAAUAGGGUUACGCGCAAAUCAUUACUGUUGCAAGGCGAAAUGGUUCCCCGGCUUCCCCCGCUCCUCCUGGUCGCCCCUGGUUGGCGACGCCCUGCGACGCCGACGCCCUCGUAAAGGUCGCGGGCGAGCGGACGUGGAAAUGGAGAAAGCGUCGAGGGAUCGAUGCGGAGGUGACGGGACGGUGGGAAGGGGCGGCAGCUAUGGAUGUGGUGAUGUCGACCGCAGUGAGGUGGAGAGGGAGGUGACGGGGCGGUGGGAAGGGGCGGCAGCUAUGGAUGUGGUGAUGGUGAUGCAGGACGGAUGUGAGUCGACUGCAGUGAAAAUGAAAACGGCUUCCCACUUCCCAGAAGGGCAUAAUAAUUACGCCGCCCCUCCGCAGCGCCUGCCCGCCUCGGCUGGCCCCCAGGUGGCGGAGCUUAAACGACGCGAGCGGCGAACGAUGAAGACUCGCGGGGAUCAACCGUAG
Messenger RNA from Gryllus bimaculatus (two-spotted cricket), 510 nucleotides. Lineage: Eukaryota; Metazoa; Arthropoda; Insecta; Orthoptera; Gryllidae. The record is from the annotation of a GenBank genome assembly.